UCAGGUGCCCCGCGGGUGCAGGACCAGAAGUGCGGAGAGUGGGACCUGCAGCCCAGCCCGGGGGGUGGAAGGCGGGGCCCGGGGCCCGGGGCCGCCGCACCGCGGGCCGCCCCCGCCGGCCGCUCUGCGGGGAGGAUGCCGGCGGGCGCUGGGAGCGUGCGCGGCCACGUGACGGCCGCUAUAAGAGCGCUGCGGGCGGACGCUUCGCUCCCGCCGCGCCUCCUCGCUGGCCGCGCUCGUUCUCGGCGCCCAGGUUCCCCGAGUCACCGACUUGCGGCUGCGGCAGCCGCCCGCGGCACCAUGACAGAUCAGGCCUUUGUGACACUGACCACAAACGAUGCCUAUGCACAAGGAGCUCUGGUCCUGGGCUCAUCUCUGAAACAGCACAGGACCACCAGGAGGCUGGCCGUGCUCGCCACGCCGCAGGUCUCAGACUCCAUGAGGAAAGUUUUAGAAACAGUCUUUGAUGAAGUCAUCAUGGUAGAUGUCUUGGAUAGUGGCGAUUCUGCUCACCUGACCUUAAUGAAGAGACCUGAGUUGGGUGUCACAUUAACCAAACUCCACUGCUGGUCCCUCACCCAGUAUUCAAAAUGCGUGUUCAUGGACGCAGAUACUCUGGUCCUAGCAAAUAUCGAUGAUCUUUUUGAGAGAGAAGAAUUGUCAGCCGCACCAGACCCAGGAUGGCCUGACUGCUUCAAUUCCGGAGUGUUUGUUUAUCAGCCUUCAGUCGAAACGUACAAUCAGCUAUUGCACCUUGCUUCUGAGCAAGGUAGCUUUGAUGGUGGGGACCAGGGUUUACUGAAUACGUUUUUUAGCAGCUGGGCAACAACAGAUAUCAGAAAACACCUGCCAUUUAUUUAUAACCUAAGCAGCAUUUCUAUAUACUCCUACCUCCCGGCAUUUAAAGCAUUUGGAGCAAACGCCAAAGUUGUGCAUUUCCUGGGACGAAUCAAACCAUGGAGUUACGCUUAUGAUCCAAAAACAAAAAGUGUCAGAAGUGAGCCCCACGAUCCCAACGUGACUCAUCCAGAGUUUCUCAGCCUGUGGUGGGGCAUCUUCGCAGCCAAGGUUUUACCUCUGCUUCAACAAUUUGGCCUUGUCAAAGACGCCAGCUCAUGCCUAAGUGUGCUCUCAGACUUGGUCUAUACACUGGCUUUCUCUUGUGGCUUCUGUAGAAAGGAAGGUGUCUCAGGAGCUGUAUCCCAUCUGUCCCUCGGAGAGAGCCCAGCUACGGCACAGCCUUUUGUAUCUUCAGAAGAACGGAAGGAGCGCUGGGAACAGGGCCAGGCUGAUUACAUGGGAGCAGAUUCCUUUGACAACAUCAAGAGGAAACUUGACACUUACCUCCAGUAGACACACUGCCAUUUUCCUAUGGACACAUCCCUUCACAGGCACUUAUUUCUGAUACUUAGUACCUAGAGCUGGGUUAAGAAAGGUCUGUUAUGGUUGCUAGAGGCUUUCACGAAAAGUCAUCAGAUGAGGGGAUUUUGCAGGGCAACAGGUGAGAACUGGGCAAAAAUGGUGAAGCAGCAGUUCUGUGGUAUGGAUGGUGUUGUGCUUUUUAACCCUGGGCUUGUUCAGCUAACAUUUCAGAAAUGGUUAUGCUGAUUGCCAGCAUAUGCGGUAAGGGAAACGCACUCCUAAACUAGUAAGGUGGCUCUAUCAACUUAAAUGUGCCAAGCCAGGCUCCAAGUCCAUUUCCCUUCACAACGGGACAGGGCAUCUGUCUCUUGCUUGCUUGCUUGUACCCAUCAUGAGACCUGCAUUUUAGGAUUGCCCAGAGGCUGCCAGAGUGGUUGUAAUUCUGCUUUCAGGUGAAGACAGCCUGUAAUAAUACUGCUAGUGAUUCAUAAAUAUAUCAGCAAAUGGCGUUGACCCCUUUUCUUUCUGAGUCUUAGCGUCUGAAGUUGUUCACCGGUUUGCUAUGGCAGCAUGCUGAAAUGCUUUGUUCAGUUCUGUGUAUCUACAAACAGCAGUGGUUUCUGAUGGUUACCUGCAGUGACACCUUGUAUGAAAAAUAAAGAUUUAUUGCUAUA
This is a messenger RNA of Manis javanica (Malayan pangolin), 2036 nucleotides long. The record is from RefSeq and is a predicted model, not a curated record. Lineage: Eukaryota; Metazoa; Chordata; Mammalia; Pholidota; Manidae.